AUGAAUUUGAAGAAAGAAACCGGCAGUAUGGAGCUGGGGGAGUGCACCAGGAACCCGGGCUUUCAGGAUGCAGACGACGGUGGCUCGGCGGCGGACACCUCCGCCGCCACUGUCCCCGGGGAGAAGCAGGACUCCACCGCGGUGAAGCUGGACCCGGACGCGGCUGAGGAGUACACGCAGCUCAAACCGUACGCCGGGAUGCCCAAGGAGGUGUUGCUGCUGUACUCCUCCCAGGCCCGGUACCGAGUGUCCCGAGAGAUCCUGUUCUGGCUGACGGUGGUCUGCACCCUGGCGCUGGUGGUACUCACCGCCACGGUGAUCGCGCUGUCGCCGCGCUGCCUGAGCUGGUGGCAGACCUCCCCGGUGUACCAGGUUUACCCCCGGUCCUUCAAAGACUCCGACGGAGAUGGGGUCGGAGACCUCAAAGGAAUUCAGGAGCAGCUGGAUCACUUCCAGUACCUGAACAUCAAGUCCGUUUGGAUCAGUCCUUUCUACCGCUCUCCCAUGAAGGACUUUGGCUACGAUGUGGAAGAUUUCCGGGCCAUUGACCCACUCUUUGGGACCAUGGAGGACUUUGAAGCGCUCCUGGCUGAAAUGCACAACAAAGGUUUGAAGUUGAUCAUGGAUUUCAUUCCCAAUCACACAAGUGACCGACACCGCUGGUUCAACCUGAGCCGGACUGGAGAUCCUCAUUACAAGGACUACUACAUCUGGGCUGACUGCAAUGAAACCGUACCCAGACCUAAUAACUGGGUGAGUGUGUUUGGGAACUCGUCGUGGACUUAUGAUGAAGUUAGAGGACAAUGCUACCUGCACCAGUUCCUCAAAGAGCAACCAGACCUGAACUUCAGGAACCCAAAUGUCAGCCAAGAGAUGAUUGAUAUUAUCCAUUUCUGGCUGGGUAAAGGAGUGGAUGGCUUCCGGAUGGAUGCGGUGAAGCACAUCUUGGAGGCUGCGCACCUAAGGAAUGAACCACAGGUGGACCCAAACAAACCACCAGAGUCUGUAACCACAGAGUGGGACCUCUACCAUGACUACACCACCAGUCAGCUGGGCUUGCAUGACCUUCUGAGGGACUGGAGGGCUGAGAUGGACAUCUACAGCCGUGAGCCUGGCAGAUACAGGUUCAUGGUGACGGAGUCAUAUGAUUACCACGAGGUGGACAAGACCAUGAUGUACUAUGGCACUCCACUGGUUAAAGAAAGUGACUUCCCCUUUAACUUUUACCUGCUGGACCUGCCUCAGAACACCAGUGGCUUGUGGGUUCAACAUCUGGUUCACCUGUGGAUGUCCAACAUGCCCAGGGGACAAUGGGCCAACUGGGUGGUUGGGAACCAUGACAGGCCUCGAAUUGCCUCCAGUGCUGGUCAGACCUAUAUUCGUGUCAUCAACAUGCUGCUGCUGACCCUUCCAGGCACACCCACCACCUACUAUGGCGAAGAGAUCGGCAUGGAGAACAUUAAUGUCACAGAUAGUCAGAUACAGGACCCUGCUGGCAAAUACAAUAAGAGUGCCAGUCGGGACCCUGAGCGGUCUCCAAUGCAGUGGAGUGGUGACAUGAAUGCAGGCUUCAACAACAAAACCAACGUCACCUGGUUGCCUGUACACCCUGAAUACAAAAGCAUAAAUGUGGAGGUCCAGAAGAAAGAUGAAAGUUCUGUUCUGGCUCAGUACCGUUUCCUGAACAUGCUGCGUCAGUCAGAGCUCCCCCUUCAGCGUGGGUGGUUCUGCUACGUCCACGCUGAUGCCAGUGUCUUUGCUUUCCUCAGAGAGCUGGAUGGGCUUAACCAAGCUUUCCUUAUGGUGCUUAACUUUGGUAUAGAAUCUGUCGUCACAGAUCUCUCCUCUAUUCCUGAGUUACCAGACCAGCUGAAGGUGCUGAUGAGCACAAACCAAGUCAGUGAUGGCAAGGUGUUGCAAAAGUCUCGGAUCCUGACAGAAGCAGGGGAGGGUUUGGUGAUUCAGUACUCCACCCACACUCGGUUUAAUCCCAACCACCCCAGACAGUGCUACGUGUCUGAGAAGGCCUGCUAUUUGGGGGCCCUGGACAUACUUUAUAAAUGCUAAUAUGAAUGGGCAAUGGCAUUCCUUAUGUACUCCUCUGUAUAGGAUUUACGUCAAAAGCUGUAAUAAACAGGAUCAUUGCAGAUACA
Molecule: messenger RNA, 2153 nt
Organism: Morone saxatilis (striped sea-bass)
Lineage: Eukaryota; Metazoa; Chordata; Actinopteri; Moronidae
Gene: slc3a1
Product: solute carrier family 3 member 1
Biological process (GO): amino acid transport; carbohydrate metabolic process
Source: RefSeq, a predicted model, not a curated record